AUGGUGUGGUCGGAGCAUCAAGUAGUGGUAGUGCGUCGUCCGAGGGGAAAAGUUCGAGUUCUACCGACAUUCACUCCAACCACACUGAAACUAACAGACAAAUUUAUUCCCACGUAUAAAUCGGAGGAUGUGUUUCAGCGGUAUGCACGCAACUGUUUUAUCCAUCGUUUAUUGAAUAAAGCAUUUCGUCUGAAAAAUAUUGAUGUAUUAUUCAUAUUUCGUUUUUUUAUUCGAGAUUUAUACGAAGAAUUAAAAAAGUUGCAUACUACUUCAGUUGAUGAAGACGACAAAGUGGCUACUCUUCGAGUUUAUCGUGAUCAACAAUUAAGAACUGAUCAAUUAGAACGUAUAAAAUCGUAUCCAGGUGGUUUUAUUUCAUUAAACAGUUUUGUUUCCACUAGUCUUUUUCAAGCUCUUGCGCUGAAUUUUGCCUUUUGUGGAGACCAAACAAAAUCAAUUCUGUUUGAAAUAGAAGCCGAUCAACGUCUGUCAACAAAACUAUUUGCUGAUAUGUUAUUCAAAAGCACUGUGAAGCAUGAAGUAGAAGUUUUAUUUACGCCUGGUUUCAUUUUUCGUAUUAGCCAAAUUGAUUAUAAUCCUAUAAUUAAACUCGUUUUAUGCAGUAAUGAUCCUGAUUAUCAGUUAAAACAAGUGUAG
Molecule: messenger RNA, 657 nt
Organism: Didymodactylos carnosus
Lineage: Eukaryota; Metazoa; Rotifera; Eurotatoria; Philodinida; Philodinidae
Source: the annotation of a GenBank genome assembly